Molecule: messenger RNA, 318 nt
Organism: Rotaria sp. Silwood2
Lineage: Eukaryota; Metazoa; Rotifera; Eurotatoria; Philodinida; Philodinidae
Source: the annotation of a GenBank genome assembly
AUGUUCACGUCUUUUUCAACAGUAAGUAACUUUGUUGUAUGUCCGAACAAUAUUAGAACACAAUCUGUUCCUAGAUGGGUAUCUCCGUUGGUUAUAAAAUGUCGUAAACACGGUACACUUGAUAUUAACGAUCUUUAUGAACCACUUCCUGAUUGCGAAUCAGCAACACUAACGGAUAAGCUCGAAGCAAACUGGUUUGCUGAAACUAAACGAAAUCCUGACAAACCAAGUUUAAUUCGAGCUACAUUACGAACUAUGAGAUGGAGACCAUUCCUCAUUGGUCUUAAUCUUAUUCCUUCCGUAAGUCUAAUAUUCUAA